Molecule: messenger RNA, 1155 nt
Organism: Arabis nemorensis
Lineage: Eukaryota; Viridiplantae; Streptophyta; Magnoliopsida; Brassicales; Brassicaceae
Source: the annotation of a GenBank genome assembly
AUGGGAGCUGAAAAGAAAUGGCUUUUCACUCUCUUCUCUGUUGUAUUCCUCUCUGUUUUUCUUCUCUUACUAUACUCAAUCUCUGCUUUUAGCUCUAAGCCUUUCCCUUCUGCAAUCCGUCAUGGGUCUCAUUACCCACCUGCUUUCGCUUAUUACAUAACCGGUGGUCGUGGAGACAAUGACCGGAUCUUUCGGUUGUUGCUCGCGGUUUAUCAUCCUAGGAAUCGGUAUCUUCUGCAUCUAGGAGGUGAAGCUACUGAUGCUGAGAGGUUAGCUCUUCUCUCAGACUUGAAAUCUGUGCCUGCAGUGAAUGCUUUUGGGAAUGUGGAUGUGUUAGGUAAAGUCGAUCGUCUUUCUGAUAAUGGUGCUUCUAAAAUCGCUGCUACUCUUCACGCUGUUUCGAUCUUGUUGAAGCUUGAUCGUACUUGGAAUUGGUUCAUUGAGCUUAGUGCCUUGGAUUAUCCCCUCAUUACUCAAGACGACUUGUCUCAUGUGUUUGCUUCGGUGAAUAGAAGCCUCAAUUUCAUUGAUCAUACUAGUGACCUUGCUUGGAAAGAAUCUCAGAGAAUCAAGCCUAUCGUUGUCGAUCCAGCGCUUUACUUAGCCAGAAGAACUCAGCUUUUUACUGCUACCGAGAAACGACCAACACCAGAUGCUUUCAAAGUAUGUGUGGCUGAAUAUUGCAUCUUCGGUUGGGACAAUUUACCGAGAAUCCUCCUCAUGUAUUUUAACAACGUCAUUCUCGCUGAAGAAUGCUACUUCCACACGGUGAUCUGCAACGCCCCCGAGUUCAGUAACACGACAGUCAAUGGGGAUUUACGGUACAUGAUAUGGGACAGUCCGCCAAAGAUGGAGCCGCACUUCCUUAGCGUCUCAGAUUUCGAUCAAAUGGCUCAAAGCGGAGCAGCAUUCGCCCGGCAGUUCAAGAAAGACGACCCUGUCCUCGACAUGGUCGACAGAGAGAUCUUGAAACGUGGACGUUACCGGGUCACCCCCGGAGCUUGGUGCGCUAGCCACAGCAGCUGGUGGACAGAUCCUUGCUCGGAAUGGGACGAAGUAAACGUGGUCAAAGCUGGACCUCAGGCUAAGAAGCUAGACGAGACAAUAACGAAUUUUCUUGAUGAUUUGAAUACACAAUCGAAUCAAUGCAAGUGA